AUGGAUUUCGUCAAGAACCUCGCCGGCGGCAACAAAAACGAUAACACCUCCCAGCAACAGUCAGAGGGCGGCAGCGGCGGCGGCUUCAUGGACAAGGCAAGCUUCUCGACCUUGAGCGGCGGGGAGUCAGGAGAGAAAAAAGAAGAUGGUCUAGACAAGGCGGUCGAUUAUGUCCAAGAGAACUUCCUUGGCGCUGGAUCGCAGAACAACGAGUCAGCCGUAGAACAGACCAAAGACGAGGCAAUCUCGGAUGCUAUUCGAAACCAGUACAAGGGCGCGACAGGCAGUGAAUUCCCGAUUGCGGACAAAUAG
This is a messenger RNA of Fusarium pseudograminearum CS3096, 312 nucleotides long. RefSeq lists its product as uncharacterized. NCBI's taxonomy places the organism in Eukaryota, Fungi, Ascomycota, Sordariomycetes, Hypocreales, Nectriaceae. Bases 1 to 312 code for a protein of 103 amino acids. The record is from RefSeq and is a predicted model, not a curated record. The transcript is spliced from 3 exons.